AUGGCAAAGGACAAGAGCACCAAGAAGGCCGCCGCCCCCAAGGUCGAGGCCACCAAGGUCAAGUCUGGUCGCGUUACCAAGGCUGAGGACCCCAAGAAGAGCAAGGACGUCGCAAAGAAGGUCGUCGAUGCCACCAAGAAGUCCAAGAAGAGCAAGAAGGAGCCCACUCCCGAGCCUUCCAGCGACUCCGACGAGGAGAUGGACUCCGACAGCUCCAGCUCUUCCGACUCCGAGUCUGAGGCCGAGGCCAAGCCCGUCUCUAAGAAGGCUGCUAAGAAGGAGGAGUCCUCCGACUCUUCUGACUCUGACAGCUCCGACUCCGAGGACGAGAAGCCCGCCGCUAAGGCCGUCGAGGCCGAGUCAUCUGACUCCGACUCUGACAGCAGCGACGACGAGUCUGACGCCAAGCCCGCCGCAAAGAAGGCCGACUCUGACAGCUCUGACUCCGAGUCUGAGGACGAGAAGCCCGCCGCCAAGGACGCUUCUGACUCCGACUCCGACUCAUCCGACUCUGACUCUGAGGAGGAGGUUAAGAAGACCGAGGAGCCCAGCAAGAAGCGCAAGGCCGAGGAGGCCCCUGCCGCUUCCUCCAAGAAGGUCAAGGUCACCGCCGAGGGCCAGUUCGGUGAGCCCAGCAAGGUUCUCUUCGUUGGUGGUCUCUCAUGGAACGUCGACGAGGACUGGCUCUCCAAGGAGUUCGAGGAGUUCUCUCCCGUCUCCGUCAGAGUCAUCACCCACGCCGACUCCGGCCGCUCCAAGGGUUUCUCAUACGUCGAGUUCACUGACGUCGAUGCCGCCACCGAGGCUCUCAACGCCAAGCACGGUACCGACCUUGAUGGCCGUACCCUCAAGUGCGACUUCAGCACUCCCAGAGACAACAGCAACCGCAGCUACGACAAGAACCAGGUCGGUGCCCGCGCCAACACCUUCGGUGACAAGCAGCAAGGCGCUCCUUCCACCACCCUCUUCGUCGGCAACGUCUCAUUCAACACCACCACCGACAGCCUUACUGGUUACUUCUCCGAGUUCGGAAGCAUCAACAGCAUCCGUCUCCCCACCGACCGCGAGACUGGCGCCCCCAAGGGCUUCGGUUACGUCGAGUUCGGCUCCGUCGAUGAGGCCAAGGCUGCCCUCGAGGGUCUUAACGGCGCUGACGUCGAUGGCCGCAACAUCCGCCUGGACUUUGCUGCUCCCCGUGACAACAACGGCGGUGGUGGUGGUGGCUUCGGCGGCGGCCGUGGCGGCGGUGGUCGCGGUGGUCGUGGCGGCUUCAACGACCGUGGUGGCCGUGGCGGUGGCCGUGGCCGUGGAGGCUUUGGCGAUCGUGGUGGUCGCGGUGGCCGUGGUGGCGGUCGUGGUGGAUCGACCAACCGUGGUGGAUUUGGCGACUUCCAGGGCAACCGCAUGUCUUUCGACUAA
Aureobasidium vineae is the source of this 1419-nucleotide messenger RNA. The record is from the annotation of a GenBank genome assembly. NCBI's taxonomy places the organism in Eukaryota, Fungi, Ascomycota, Dothideomycetes, Dothideales, Saccotheciaceae.